This is a messenger RNA of Danio rerio (zebrafish), 1695 nucleotides long. It is a transcript of the gene lmo7b, whose product is annotated as LIM domain 7b. Gene Ontology annotation, biological process: regulation of cell adhesion; regulation of signaling. Gene Ontology annotation, molecular function: cysteine-type deubiquitinase activity. The record is from RefSeq and is marked validated. NCBI's taxonomy places the organism in Eukaryota, Metazoa, Chordata, Actinopteri, Cypriniformes, Danionidae.
GGAGUACUGUCUAAAAUGAUGAAUGGAAGCAUCCAAGAUAAUGCAGCUGCUGUAAGAAACAAAGGUGGCUCGGAGUCUGACAUCUCUGAUCUUCAGGUUCCCUCCAUCAGCACCACUUCCUCCAGCUGGUCAUGGGAUCAUGAGGAGGAGAGGCGGCGACAGGAGAAAUGGCAGAUGGAACAAGAGCGCCUCCUUCAGGAAAAGUAUCGACGUGAUCAGGAAAAGCUAGAGGAGGAGUGGAGGAGAGCUCAGCAGGAAGUCUAUGGAGAAGAGUACUGUGGUCUUGAGGAGCAGAAAACCCUUGACGUGCUGUCCAAUGGAAACCCUGCCCCUCAUAAUUCACCUCCCUUCUACAACCAGUCGAGUGCCACCUUUUCAGUGACGUUUAAUGAGAAUGUGGCAGCAGCACAGAACAGACAGGCCUGUGUGCAAACAGCAGCAGGACACCAGUCAAUAAAAGCAGAAGACAAGUGUGAUUCACCCACAAAGACUCUGUGCUCAGAGGAGUCCUAUGGGUUUGCCAAGCUUACCGUUUCCGACAGGACAAAGUCAAAAUCUACUCCUGCACUUGAAGCCCUUCACAAACAAGACGCUAAAGAAGGCUGCAGUAAGAAGAAGGGACAGCUGUCGCAGGCAGAGAAGGAGCGUCUGCAGAUCCUGGAUGAGAUGAGGAAGAAGACGCCACUCCACACCGACAGCAGCUGGAUUCGACAGCGCAACGCCAGCAUCAACAAAGAGACCAUCACUGUGGGCACAUCAAUCAGGAGAUAUGAAUCUAUGGACAAUCUCCACACAACUAACUCGUGGUCCAGGCAGUCGUACACUUCCGGUUUGUCCAGCAGACCUCAUUCUGCAUUAGGAAGCAGUGGCUCUUACAGAAGUGGACGCAGCAGCCUGGGCCCCGGAUCAGCCAUCUUCUCUACUGGAGUAAAACUGAACUCAAACACAACUACUCCUGAACCGCCGGGCCUCGAGUCCCGUCCAAACUCUCAGCAGCAGGGCAGGCUGGUCAGUGGCAGGCGGAUGUGCUCGAGGUGCGAGCAGCCGCUGGGGAAGGGAGCUGCCAUGGUCAUCGAUUCCCUGGAGCUCUGCUUUCACAUUGGCUGCUUCAAGUGUGUCAGCUGCAGGACUGAGCUUGGUCGAGGGCCUGAAUCCGGAGCUCAGGUCAGAGUCCGACACAGACAGCUCUUCUGUAACACCUGCUACUGCAGAAUCAGAGUCUGUUCCUCAAUCUCCAAGUGACCAGAAUGCAUUGCAACAGAUCGAAGAGGAGGAGCGCACCACAGAAACAGCCACAGGAAUCGCAACUAUUAACACAACCUAACCACUGAGACUGGCUUUCUAUCCACAGCUUCCACAAUCAAUACACUGAGACUGCUAUUUCUGUGAUUGUUCCCAUAGUAUGACCUCUACGUAGUGAAGAGUUCCGACAUGUUUGAUCAUUGCUGAAACCCCUGAGGUUGUUUCUGUACUGACUGACAUCCACAUAGUAAGAUGCAAUACUGAGCGUUUAUGCAUUCCAUGUGGCAAGUAAUAACAUGUCUACUGUCUCUCUAAGAACUGUUUUAUAUGCUGUUUUUCAUGCUGAAAACUAAUUUGUCUAACAUAUACAGUAUGACUUAAACUUCUUCUUCCUUUAAUAUAGGCUUUCCUCAGAAUUAUUUAAUAAAUGUUGUAGCACACUUUGUUUGGUAA